Dictyostelium purpureum is the source of this 858-nucleotide messenger RNA. RefSeq lists its product as uncharacterized. The record is from RefSeq and is a predicted model, not a curated record. Gene Ontology annotation, molecular function: ubiquitin protein ligase binding. Lineage: Eukaryota; Evosea; Eumycetozoa; Dictyosteliales; Dictyosteliaceae. Gene Ontology annotation, biological process: regulation of proteolysis; proteasome-mediated ubiquitin-dependent protein catabolic process. The transcript is spliced from 4 exons. The coding region runs from base 1 to 858 and encodes 285 amino acids. Gene Ontology annotation, cellular component: cytoplasm.
AUGGUUGCAUCAGCGGAUAAUAUAACAAUAUAUAUCACCCCUAUUGGUUUACAAUUACCACCUGGUACUACUCUCCCACCUUUUUUAAUGAAAAGAUAUACACUUUUUAAAAAAUUAUUUUCACAUAUUUCACAUAGAUUUAAUAUUGAAGAAAGUUCACUUAUUUUUAUAUAUCACGAUGUUGUCGACCCAGAACAAUGUCCAAAUGAUAUUGAUUUAAAUUCAGAUGAGACCAUAAUCGUAAGAAAGAAACUUUUAAAAACUAAACCAAAGAACCCAACACUUUUUGAAAAGAAUAUAGCAUCAUUAUUUCAUAACCCAAUUUAUAGCGAUAUUAGUUUUAAGCUCUUGGAUGGCUCAGAAAUAAAAGCACACAAAAAUAUAUUAUCAUCUAGGUGCCAAAAAUUCCAAGCUAUGUUUCAAACAGAAAUGAAAGAAAGCCAACAAAAAGAAAUAGAGAUUGUAAAUUAUGAACCAGGAGUAUUUAGGAAAAUGAUUGAAUAUAUUUAUUCAGAUUCUUUAAAAGAGGAUAAUAUCGAUAUGAUACUACAGCUAAUUGUUAUUGCCGAUGAAUAUCUUUUAGAUUCUUUAAAAAGUGUUUGCGAAAUGAUGUUGGUUUCAGAAAUUGAUUUUAAUAAUAUAGCAUUGUUUUUGUUAAAAUCAGAUAUUUACAAUUGUAAACAACUUAAAAAAUCAUCAAUGGAAUUUGCUUUAGCUAAUGUCAAAAGACUAAUUGAAGAUAAAGAAUUUAUCGAUGUAAUUAAAGAAUCACCAGUUUUAUUAUUAGAAAUUAUUAAUGAAAUGGCCCCAGUGUAUGAUAGCGUUAAAAAGAAAUCUUUCCCAAUAAAUAAUGCAUAA